UUCCGUCUCAUUCUCUAAGCAGGUUCAGGAAUUGUCAGCGCCCUCCCGGCUACUGCUGAGCCUAGCGGCCGCCGGGCUUACUACGCUCCCCGGGGUGGCCUCUCGAUCCGGUGCUCCCUGGUCCUGCUGGGCGACAGCAGCCGCGGGUUCGGGGCAAGUUGGAAGGGAGGAUCCGCAGCAGGGGCGUGGAUUUGCGGUCUGGACUCCGCCAGGAGGAUGGAAAUCUUCUAUGAAUGUGGAAGCCAUUAACAGAGUAAUUUCUGUCUGUUGCCAUGACAACCAGCCGCUGCAGUCACCUGCCUGAAGUCCUUCCAGACUGCACCAGCUCAGCUGCGCCUGUGGUGAAGACUGUGGAGGAUUGUGGCAGCCUGGUGAAUGGGCAGCCACAGUAUGUCAUGCAAGUUUCAGCCAAGGACGGGCAGCUGCUGUCAACAGUAGUGCGAACUCUUGCCACCCAGAGCCCCUUCAAUGACCGGCCGAUGUGCAGGAUCUGCCAUGAGGGCAGCAGCCAAGAGGAUCUGCUCUCUCCAUGUGAAUGCACGGGGACCUUGGGGACAAUCCACCGGAGCUGCCUGGAGCACUGGCUGUCAUCCUCAAAUACCAGCUACUGUGAACUCUGCCACUUCAGGUUUGCAGUGGAGCGCAAACCCAGGCCGUUAGUGGAGUGGCUCAGAAACCCUGGCCCCCAGCAUGAGAAGCGGACUCUGUUUGGAGACAUGGUGUGCUUCUUGUUUAUAACGCCCCUGGCCACCAUCUCAGGCUGGCUGUGCCUGCGGGGCGCCGUGGACCACCUGCACUUUAGUAGUCGGCUCGAAGCCGUCGGACUGAUUGCACUCACUGUCGCACUCUUCACAAUUUACCUCUUUUGGACACUAGUGUCAUUUAGGUACCACUGUCGAUUGUAUAAUGAAUGGCGUCGGACCAAUCAGAGGGUGAUUCUCCUCAUUCCAAAGUCUGUCAAUGUACCUUCUAACCAGCAGUCCUUGCUGGGCCUCCACUCGGUCAAGAGGAACUCAAAGGAGACAAUUGUUUGAUGUUUGUGUGGUUGGUUGGUUGACUCAUUGUUUGGGGUUUGGAAGUUUCUGCACUGGGGGCAUGCACUGAGCCACCCCCAAGCCCUUCCCUUGAUCUUGAGGGUCUAAGAACACCUGGAGCCAUGUUACCACAUCGCCUGAGCAAACAAACUCUGCCAGAAGGAAGCAAAUGCUGUUUGACUUAAAAAUCAUGGAUGCUGCACUCGUAUGAUCUUUGCUAAGCUGCCAAACAUGUUUAUUUAGCAGAUACUGUAUGAAAUUUUCUGAACACCUCUUUAACAUAUGAGGAAGGUUGUCCUUCUAAGGAUGCAAUUCAAUUCUUCCUUUUUUAUUACUAUUUCAAAUAUAAAUAUAUAUAUAUAUAUUAAAUUUAGAGGAUAAUCAAAAAGCCAAUGUAAAAACUGGUUUCUUGGUUUGGAUGGGUUUUACUUGGGUCAGUUUAUUCAUUUCCCAGUUUCUACUGUGGAUUCUUGGGGUAAUUUGAUAGCUUGAGUGGUCUUUUUCAUCUCUUUCAUGUCUCUUACUCAAGGAGACAGCAUAAUUACUGCAGAACAAGUCACAUUUGAAGGAUGUUUUGUACUAAACUCAUUUAAUUAUUCAGUUUUUAAAGGGAAAAAAAGGCGCGGCAACUCUCCACACAGUGAGUGUUUACUUAAGUAUCAUUAAGGAGAAAAAGGACGGUGAACGGCACGGCUCGCUCCCUUCAACUUGUUUGGUACUGACAGCUGACAGAAACUAUUUUCUAAUAAUAAAUAUCCAGUGUGUGAAAGACAAA
Nannospalax galili (Upper Galilee mountains blind mole rat) is the source of this 1809-nucleotide messenger RNA. It is a transcript of the gene Marchf3, whose product is annotated as membrane associated ring-CH-type finger 3. Gene Ontology annotation, molecular function: ubiquitin-protein transferase activity; zinc ion binding. Bases 273 to 1034 code for a protein of 253 amino acids. The transcript is spliced from 5 exons. Gene Ontology annotation, biological process: protein ubiquitination. The record is from RefSeq and is a predicted model, not a curated record. Lineage: Eukaryota; Metazoa; Chordata; Mammalia; Rodentia; Spalacidae.